AUGGACCAAUCAAAAGCUGGGAAACACAGAAAAUUGCAGAUGUGUGAAUUGGAAGAGUUAAGGCACGAUGCUUAUGAGAGCUCAAAGAUUUACAAGGAGAAAACCAAAAGGUUGCAUGAUAGGAAUAUUCAAAGGAAAAAUUUCCAAGUUGGAGAUGCAGUAUUGGUAUACGAUUCUAGAUUCCACUUAUUCCCUGGGAAGUUUAAGUCCAGAUGGUUUGGCCCAUAUACAAUCAAGAAAGUGAUAGGAAAUGGAGUGUUUGAGGUACAUAUUCAAUCGGAGGGAACCAUGAAGAUCAAUGGGCAGAGAUUGAAGCCUUAUAGAUUUGGUGAGAAGAUGCCUGUUGAAAUGGAGGAAGAGAAUGAAGAUGAGGAGACUGGGCAAGUUGAAGCUGGAUAG
Lolium perenne is the source of this 399-nucleotide messenger RNA. NCBI's taxonomy places the organism in Eukaryota, Viridiplantae, Streptophyta, Magnoliopsida, Poales, Poaceae. The record is from RefSeq and is a predicted model, not a curated record.